Messenger RNA from Dicentrarchus labrax (European seabass), 4628 nucleotides. Its product is annotated as phosphatidylinositol-binding clathrin assembly protein-like. The transcript has 19 exons. The coding region runs from base 742 to 2469 and encodes 575 amino acids. Gene Ontology annotation, molecular function: phosphatidylinositol-4,5-bisphosphate binding; clathrin heavy chain binding; SNARE binding. Lineage: Eukaryota; Metazoa; Chordata; Actinopteri; Moronidae. Gene Ontology annotation, biological process: clathrin-dependent endocytosis; synaptic vesicle budding from presynaptic endocytic zone membrane; clathrin coat assembly. Gene Ontology annotation, cellular component: synaptic vesicle; extrinsic component of presynaptic endocytic zone membrane; clathrin-coated vesicle. The record is from RefSeq and is a predicted model, not a curated record.
UAUCAAAGCGGCUGAGGUUAGAUGCAGCCAGCGCGGGGUGCUGUGUGGAUCAGAGAGGUGUUUGCGGUCGGAUCAUUGCAUAGAUUCAGAGGAGAAACCGGGAGAAGAAGAAAAAGGGGAAAGGGACAAUGCUUUUAUACCGUCUUUGAAAAAUGAGCCUUCAGUCAUAGAGGAUGCCGCAUAGAUUUCAUGAUAAUCACCGAUAGGCUUUUUUCCGAUUAUUGCCAUCUUUAUUUGGGAUUCAGCGCUCGUACCGGCAUCUCACCCUUGGACCGCAGCUAUUUCAGGGACACAUUGACUGUACAUUGUCUUUUAUUAGUAUUAUGUACUAAGCUGCUUUUGAUGCUCUGAUCAGGCGAUAUAUUGAUUUCUUGCAGCCUUUUUCCCCCCACCCUCCCUUCAUACAGGCUAAUAUCUUAUCCCUGCAGCUGGCUCAUCCCGAUGCCGUCGACUGAAUAUUAAACGCUGGAUGUGACCGUCUUAUGUUUUAUUUGGCCGCCGCAUGAAUUCUCCCACCGGAUCCUCGCCGGUGAACGCUGCUGUCCUCCUCCUCCUCCUCCUCUUCCUCCUCCUCCUCCUGCUCAGACGGCCGAUUCUCGCAGAGGGCACUACCCUCCUCCCUGCCGCUAAAGACAUUUUGAUCGUCCUCCCCGGUUCCCCCCACCCGGACUCGACCAUCACUCCGCCAGCCUCCUCGUCCACCACCACCUUCACCACCACCUCCUCCUCCUCCUCAGUAACAUGUCGGGACAGUCUUUGACGGACCGGAUCGCCGCCGCGCAGCACAGCAUGACCGGGUCUGCCAUCAGCAAAGCCGUCUGCAAGGCCACGACGCAUGAAGUCAGCGGACCCAAGAAGAAACACCUUGACUACCUGAUCCACUGCACCAAUGAGCUGAACGUCAGCAUCCCCCACCUGGCAGACACACUGCUGGAGCGCACAGCCAGCAACAGCUGGAUAGUGGUUUUCAAAGCGCUCAUCACCACACACCACCUCAUGAUGUACGGCAACGAGAGAUUGAUGCAGUACCUUGCCUCCAGAAACACACUCUUCAACCUCAACAACUUUCUAGAUAAGGCCGCACUACAAGGGUAUAACAUGUCAACUUUCAUCAGACGCUACAGUCGCUACCUGAAUGAAAAAGCCAUGUCUUACAGACUAGCAGCAGUGGACUUCACCAAGAUGAAGAGAGGGGCUGAGGGUGUGAUGCGCACCAUGAACACAGAGAAGCUGAUUAAGACUCUUCCCACCAUUCAGAACCAGCUGGAUGCACUGCUGGAUUUCCAGCCCAACUCCAACGAGCUGACCAACGGAGUGAUCAACACAGCUUUCAUGUUGCUGUUUAAAGACUCCAUACGGCUGUUUGCUGCUUACAACGAAGGGGUCAUCAACAUGCUGGAGAAAUACUUUGACAUGAAGAAGAACCAGUGCAAAGAAGCUCUGGAGAUCUACAAGACUUUCCUCAACAGGAUGACCAAACUGUCCGAGUUUCUCAAAGUGGCAGAGCGAGUUGGGAUAGAUCAGGGCGACAGCCCCGAUCUCACACAGGCUCCCAGCUCUCUCCUGGAGGCUCUGGAGCAGCAUCUAGCCUCUCUGGAGGGCAGGAAGCUCAAGGACCUCUCCACCGCCAGCAGAUCCAGCACCUUGUCCAGUGCAGUGUCCUCUCUCUCCAGCACUGGGAUCUCUCUCAGCCGUAUGGACGACAAGACAGAAGACAACAGGCUGCAGCAACACAAGGAGGACGUUCAUAAGGUGAUCGACAUUCAGACACCCAAUGCGUCACCAAGCACCCAGUCAGUGGGCAGUGCCAACAGCAGCGGAGGGGCCACAGAUCUCUUCUCCAACUCACCCAUCGUAACCGUCAACAACCAUGUGCCAAACCUGACCAGUGAGCUGUUCACCCUGCAGCCAAACUUCACCCCCAUCCAGACCACACACACUGUGCCCAACAAUAACAAUGCCUGGGGAGGUGACCUGCUAAAGCCAGCUCCACCCACUCAGAUUCACAGCCCUGGAGCCCCAUUGCACUCUGGGAAAAUGCUGCCCAAUGAUUUGGACUCUUCAUUAGCCAACCUCGUUGGCAACCUGCAGUUUGGGGGUCCAGCUAAAAAGCCGGAGCUCCAGUGGAGUCAGCUGGUAGAGAAGAAGCCAACAGGAGGAAGUGGCUGGCAGUCAAAGACCAUGUGCAACAGCACCAACUGGACUCACACCACCCAUCCCAUGGCACCUGCACCCAUGCCCGUCCCUCAGAUGAAUGGGAUGAUCUAUACUGGCUAUGCUCCAGCACCAAUGGCUUUUCCUAUGACGACACCCCAAGUGCCUGUGUAUGGAAUGCUCCCUCCUCAGAUGAGUCAUCAGAUGGGGGGCGUUCCCAUGAUGCCCCCACAGCCUGUCAUGUACAACCAGCCUGUCCUGAGACCCACCAAUCCCUUUGGACCCAUCCCGGGGACACAGAUGCACUUCAUGUAGGAUGAUGUUGUAACCAUGGCAGCAAAGCCGAGAGAGAGAAGGCGAGAGGAAAGAGAUGGAGAGAAAGAGUCGAAGAAAACAAAUCCAGAACCAAAUCCAGAGGCAGAGGAAGAAAGAAGACAGAGAGGAAAAGGGAGGGGAGAGGAAUAGGGCGAGAGGACCAGAGGACGGAUAAAAGAAGAAAUGCUGAUAUCUGUUUCCAUGUCGCCUGACCCUCUAAUCUCCUCUCCUCUCUCCAUGUGGCUACUGAUCUCUCUGUCUUUGAAUCUAUUAUGCCGAGGCACCAGAGGCUCUGCAUCAAUCCCAACUCAUUUGCCAAUUCAAGCGGCGAUUACGACCUGCGAUGACGCUACGAAGACUGACAGCUCUAUGGAAGUGCAGAAGCUCUAUUGCCACUUACUGACCUCCUCAUCCCGAUAAUUUCCUGUACAAAAAAACUUACCCACUUCCCUCUCCAUCCCACAACCGAAUCAAACUCGGAGGGCACGCGUCUCUUUCUCUGAUUGGAUUGUUUGCUGGCACUUUAUUCAAUGUGAACUUUGCCAAGGGUGUAUGUCUGUGUAGGUGAUUUUAGCAUCUUGUUCAGAUUGGUUCCCCCCAGUGAGUGUCAUCCAUCACCUGAUGUCAGAUUAAUUGAUUUGAAUGCGUGUGUGCGUGUUCCUUUUUCUACAUUUAAAUGUGCUGCAUCAACAUUACCUUUUGAGUCUUUUUAUGAGCUCCAUUUGUUCUUAAUUGCCAACUUCACAUCAAGAAUCCGGCGUGGAACGAUAAUUUUGCAGGCACGCUUGUGUGUGUGUGUGGUGUGUGUGUGUGUGUGUGUGUGUGUGUGUGUGUGUGUGUGUGUGUGGAUGGACGUGGCUGUGUAGGGUAUGUACUGUAUGUGUUUCUCUUUUGGUACCUGAUGUCAUUACUGUGUUGCCAGGUACCAAUGUGUUACUGCACUGGAACUGAUGAAAGCACUGAGCCAGACCCAGGCAUCGCAUUUGGAUGUAAAACCUCUUACACUAACUUUGCUACUUGGGGACGUGCUGUACACACUGUGUAUUUUUUUUUUUCUUUUUUUGCUCCUCUACAGCUGUGCAAUAUCAUGCAACCUCUUACUGUCUUCUCCACCCAUCUGUAGGCUGUUUAGAAGCUGUUUCCUGCUGUCGUGUUGUACUUCUUGUGUGUCCACAUCAGGUUUCUGUACAAAAAGCUGUUGUUUUCUGUUUUUUUUAUUAAUUUUUUUUAAACCUGUUUUGUUAUACCUGUACUGCUCUAAAAGUAGUGACAAAUGCACUGAGAGCCAGAUAGAGAGGUGACUGGAUAUUAGUGAGGAGGCAAGUAUCAGUCUGACCAAUCAGAAAUGGUCUAACUCCCAAUUGUAUGAUGUCCUUCCCGUCCUGAGCAUUCGUCCUGUCUCAAAUUAGUCUCCAGUGAAGUCCUUUACACUCCAGAAAAAACUGGAUAAGGGUAAUUACCGCAGCAUGUCUCACCUCCUCUUGGAGGAAAAAGACACUGCUUACACAGAGAGGGGUUUGCUAAUGUAGUGUUAACAUUUAUGGACAGGACAGCUAAAGGUCAGUCGGAAGAGUCAAAUGAGGACCAGACUGUUGGAAAGCAACUGAGGGUUAUGUCUGUCGAUCACGACCCUAGUAAAGCCUGCAGUGACGACGUACAGAUGAAUUCAGACAGAGAUGGGAGGCUUAAAUGAGACGUUAAAUGUUAAUGUGGCUUUUCUGGCAGAUCCAAGGUCAAGUUAGACCCACAGACAGACGAUAUAUAUAUAUAGCACAAACCUUCGAAGAGGGGACAAACGCUCUGCUGCACAAAAACCUAAAAUCAUUGCUGGGAUGUACAGUUGAAAGGGGCAAUAAUCGAUUGGGGAUGAAGUCGUUUUCUAUUGAUUGUGUCUGUUCUAUGUACAUGUACUGUAUGUGUGUUUGUGUGCACAUGCCUUCCCAUAGAGAUAAACAGGGUCAUGUUCCUCGGUUAGAAAUGAAAGGUCUCUAGUGAGCUGGUAGCGUGUACUAACUUAGCAGUGAGUGUUAUUGUAACCGUGUCUCAGUCUGUACAACCCAACAUCAAAUUAAGGAGGCUCUAGGAUCACUCAUCUGCUAUAAAAAGCAAAAAAACAUCAACAAAAAAAAGCCCCCAGUCAUCGGACCUGGAAUCUCAAA